AUCGGUUGCUCCCCGCAAACCUCCACCGAGCUCCAAUGAAUGAUGCCCCUCCGGAUCGACACCCCAGGUGCGGGGCGGCGUCUCAAUUGCUGGCAUCGAGGAGGCGGCUCACGAGGAUUAAGUAUACCCAUAACUACUAUCCGGACCUGUUUCCUGCAUAAACUCUCAGAAGGCAUCCUUCUGCCGUGCAGCACACAUUUAUUUCAUUCUUGACAGGAGGAGCUCUCUCAAUAGCACAAAAUCUACAAUGACCAAGAAGGAACACCCCGAAGAACUCGACAAGAGUUCGGCAGUCCAUGAUGAACAUGCCGACAUCAAUGCGCUUGCUCUUCUAUCCUCGGAUGUGAAGUAUGACGCUGGAAAGCUCAGGGACCUUAUCCACAAUCCCUACGCCUUCGGUGCUGCCCUCUUGGCAUCGUUCGGUGGUUUUUCAUUUGGCUACGGUAGGUCCUUUGGGGUCAUAUCGAUCAUUCUCGUCAUGUCCCAAUUCCGACAGCAAUUCCCCGAAACGUCCCCCGAUCAUGCACACGACAGUUUCAAUGUGGGACUUAUGACUGGGAUGCUGGAAUUGGGGGCUUUCAUCGGUUGCCUGUCCUUUCCUGCCGUCGCCGAUCGGAUAUCUCGAAAAUGGGGAUUGACCGUAGCCACAUUCCUUUUCGUGAUAGGUGCCACCAUUCAAACAGCCGCGCAAGAUUAUGCUACAAUCGUGGCCGGUAGAUUUAUUGGGGGGAUCGGCGUCGGCACCCUGGCAAUGGGCGCCCCGUUGUAUAUAUCCGAAAUCUCUCAGCUGUUUGGCGAAAUUGCGCAAACGGUCGCCGCAAGACGAGAAGGUGCAACUGGAAUAGAAAGGAAUCUUUGGGUCGAUCUCUUUCGGCCAAAAUACCUCAGGAAGACUGUUGUUGCCUUGGCCAUUCCAUUCUUCCAGCAGUUUUCGGGGAUCAACGCUUUUGUGUAUUAUGCGCCCACAUUCUUCGAAGCCCUGGGACAAAGCGACAAUAAUUCACUGAUUCUCUCAGGAAUGGUCAAUGUCUGUCAAUUCGUCGGAGGCGUUCCGAUGAUGCUGUAUCUGGAUGAAGUGGGGCGGCGUAAACUGGCCAUCUACGGUGGAAUAGCCAUGGCAAUCCCGCAUCUCGUAAUGGCGGGGUUAAUGAACCGAUUCAGUAGCGACUGGGCUUCACAUCAGGCAGUUGGGUGGUUCUGUGUGGCCCUGAUUUACCUAUAUGUGCUCUCCUACAGCAUCUCGUACGGUCCAUUGGCAUGGGUCCUUCCUGCGGAGGUGUUUCCUAGCUCCAAACGUGCCAAGGGGGUUGGUGCCGCUACGGGGAUGAUUUGGUUGGCCAACUUCAUUAUCGGGGUUGUCGUGCCGGAGAUGCUCCUUAAGCUCGGAUGGGGGACGUACCUCUUCUUUGGAAUUUUCUGUGUGGCUGCCGCCGUAUUUUCAUUCUUCUUGGUUCCAGAGACAUCGAACAAGUCGUUAGAGCAAGUUGCCGCGGUAUUCGGUGACGAACUCAUUGAUGAGGAGCGGAACCUGCAAAGCCGCAUUGCCGGCGGUGUGUGGCAUGGCUAUGGCAGUCAUGCGGAGAAGGAAGCGCGGGUGUGAGUGAGUGGGGUUACCUCGCUGGAUGGUGGUCGGGGCCAAUGUUUGCGAGAGCGAGUCGUCCCAGCGAACGGGGCACCCCCUUUAAAAUCCGCGGAUAUUGUCCAUUGUAGUCCUAUCCCCACCUUUUGAUCAUAAGAGCACAAUGGCAUCGUUAAGAGGUGAGAGAAGCACUAAGAAGGGGUGAUAUCACCGCGUGCAUCCGACCAGGUUUUCCUAUCCCUGCAAAUUGUGGAGAGGGACAAGGGGGGAUAGAAAACAUGGAGACCCACUGCUUAUGGAGGCAUGAGUAACAUCCCAUCAUGCCGUUCCCCGCAUCUCCGCAAUAAUAUGUUUUCCAUCCGGGU
This is a messenger RNA of Aspergillus neoniger CBS 115656, 1944 nucleotides long. RefSeq names its product general substrate transporter. The record is from RefSeq and is a predicted model, not a curated record. Gene Ontology annotation, cellular component: membrane. Lineage: Eukaryota; Fungi; Ascomycota; Eurotiomycetes; Eurotiales; Aspergillaceae. The transcript is spliced from 5 exons. Gene Ontology annotation, molecular function: carbohydrate:proton symporter activity. Gene Ontology annotation, biological process: transmembrane transport; carbohydrate transport. The coding region runs from base 248 to 1600 and encodes 450 amino acids.